CACUAGUCUCGCAAUAGCGGUGGCGCGCGUAUCCCAUACCGGCUCGAGCCGGUAUAAAAAUCUGCAAAGAGAGAAGGGGGUGAUAAAAGGGGGGAAAACACGAGGACGGACCGGUUAGUUAGGUCAGACAGGUGAUGCUCGAACUGGAAACUGAGGUAUAGUUGGGUUGUGAUGAUAUUUUAAACAAACUGAAGGCUCUGUAACAGCUUUACUUUUGGCCAAGUUGCUCUGAGGGACAACAAAAGUAGCUCAUUAGCUCUAAAGAUGCUGUUCAGGUUACCGAGGUAACUUGGAGCUGUUCGCUUUUAUUUCCGACUGGAAACACGACCACCGAAUAUUUUACACGUUUUGUCGAAUCCGCAUUUUUUGGUUCUCAGACAGGACGUGACGACUCGACCAUGAUGGGACCGAUGCCCGUGCUGUGCGGUUGCAUGAAACCCAACAUCUACACGCGGACCCCCGAUGGAGGCUGGGGCUGGGUCGUGGCCGUGGCCUUCUUCUUUGUGGAAGUUUUUACCUACGGCAUCAUCAAGACUUUCGGCAUCUUCCUACAGGACCUCACCAACGAUUUCGGAGAGACAAACACCCGGGUGUCCUGGAUCAUCUCCAUCUGCGUCUUCGUCAUGUCCUUCACAGCUCCUCUGUCCUCAGUGCUCAGUAAGCGGUUUGGAUUUCGGCCGGUUGUGAUGGUCGGGGGUGUCCUGAUCAGUUUGGGUACCGUCACCACCGCCUUCACCACAUCCAUCAAUCAGAUGUACGUCACCACAGGCCUCAUUACAGGCCUCGGUUACUGCCUCUCUUUCCUGCCCACCGUCACCAUCCUCUCACAGUACUUCGACAAGCGCAGGUCGCUUGUCACUUCCUUCGCCUCUACCGGAGAGUGUUUCUCGCUUUUCGCCUUGGCUCCAGCCUUCAGUGCUCUGAAAGAUCGAGUCGGAUGGCGUAACUGCAUGAUCGUCAUAGGGCUCCUACAGGCUUCUGUGAUUGGCUGUGGAGCCCUGCUCAGACCAAUCCUCAUACAGCCUGAAUGUUCUAUGCAGGAAAAGAAAUCAGAAGGUCCUCAAUCUCCCCUAAAAACCAGUCAGGAAAGCAAAUACGAGCAGGAGAACGAGAUCACUCGCACGUCGUUGAACUCCGUCGACUCCGGCGUUCAGUCCAUCGCCUCAGAGGAACAAAACUCCUCCUCGUCCGACGUCACAGACCUGGACGAGGUGGAGAGUGAUCAGGCGCUACCUUCCACUCCUCUAAAACAGGACGAGGGUGAUGAGAGGAAAAGGAAGCUCUCGCGCUUUUCAGAUUUUUCGUUGCUAAAAGACACCAGCUUUAUUUUCUACUCCCUCUUCGGACUCUUUGCCACGUUGGGCUUUUUCGCACCGCAGCUUUACGUGAUUGAGCUGAGCGUGUCUUACGGGGUGCAGCGCAACAAGGCCACCUACAUGCUGUCCUUCAUGGCGGCGGCCGAAAUCUUCGGCCGGUUGUCCAUCGGCUGGCUGAUGAACCGAAGACCCAUUCGAAAAGUUUACAUCCUGCUGAUCUGCACGACUCUGCUGGGCCUGGUGCUCGCUUUAUUCCCUGCUGUCUCCUCACAAUUCUGGGCACUCGCUUCCUGCUGCGCCACCUGUGGCUUCCUGUUCGGAACGGUUGGCUCCACCCACAUCCCCAUGCUGGCCGAGGACGACGUGUUGGGCGUGGACAGGAUGACGAUGGGUGCUGGAGUUUAUGUUUUCAUCCAGAGCUUCGCUGGUCUCGCCGGUCCACCGCUCGCAGGCGUGUUGGUGGACAUGACACAGGACUACGGCUCGGCGUUUUACUCCAGCGCGGCCGGGGUGUGCGUCGGCGCGUUGUUCCUUUCGCUGGUGCGACCGGCUAAAACCGGUUGGAACUGCUGCAGGAAGGACAGGAAGCGCGCAGAACAGGAAGUCAUGCCGGAUGACUUUCUGGAAGUUGACAUGCCUCUGGAGAGCAAUGAGGCACCAAAGAACACGGAACAAGUCUGAGCUGCUAACACACACUAACACAGAACUUGAACAAUCCAUCCAAAGACUGACAUUACGGAUGUCGAUCCUUUUUUUUUUUUUUUUUUUUUUUUUUGUGGAUUUGUAUUUUUUAUUAAGUUAAGUAUUAAGUUUUUUUUUUUUUUCUUUCCCCAAGACAAAAUGAAACCUCAAGCUGGUGAUGCUGCUCUUCUCAUGAACAGAGUCUUGAUUUUCUACAUUGUUGUGUAGGUAACAGAGGGUACAGGACAUCACCAACGUCGUUUUAGGCAAUAACAAGUCGCCGACUGUCUCUUUUUUUUUUUUUUUUAAUCUAUUUCCAUGUUCAGUAAUUUAUUCACCGGUUACUUACUCGGUUCAGUAAUUUAUGUGGCAGUAUUUAAAAAAAAAAAAAAAAAAAAAAAAGGUGAAUCCCAGAACAGAACAAUGUUUGUAUGCGUUUCUUUUCGAAAGCUCUAAAAAGCUGCCCGUCUCUGCGCCGUAUGGUUCGUUUCUAGUUUACACCACGGUUUUGUUUUUACAUCCCCGCUCGUUAGACGGCAGGUCCGAAAUGGCUGAAUAAUUCGCCUUAUGAGAAGUAUUAAAAAAAAAUAAUUUCAUAAUUUUUUUUAUUUUUUAUUUUUUUUAUAUCAGAUCCUGCUGCAUGACUUCUGUUUCAUUCUUGACUGAAUAAUUUAAGCAGGUCGGUCGGUUAGCGUUUACGUUGCUACGUAUACAGACGCACAUCGCUUUAGGCAUCAUAGAUGAUCUGCCACUGAACUGCCAACUCUUAAUCCCAAGAUCAGAGACAAAUAAAAAAAAAAACGAUAUCAUGAGACUAGAUUACACUUUCCGCUCGAGGCAUCAUACAGUUGGUUGGUUUGUUUGUUUGUUUGCCAAAUGUUUUUUUUUUUUUUUUUUUUUUUU
This is a messenger RNA of Tachysurus vachellii, 2900 nucleotides long. RefSeq names its product solute carrier family 16 member 6b (gene slc16a6b). The transcript has 6 exons. Lineage: Eukaryota; Metazoa; Chordata; Actinopteri; Siluriformes; Bagridae. Bases 399 to 1997 code for a protein of 532 amino acids. Gene Ontology annotation, biological process: transmembrane transport; monocarboxylic acid transport. Gene Ontology annotation, molecular function: monocarboxylic acid transmembrane transporter activity. The record is from RefSeq and is a predicted model, not a curated record.